AGGACCAAAAACCUAUUUUUUUCAAAUUUGAAAUUAUGUCGCGAAUUUGUUCCAGCAACUCCUCUGUGCGCCGCGGCGCCCGUUGGAAUUCGACUUUCGGCGCCGUCACUGUUCGAGGCAGCUUGAGGCAGAUUGGUCUGGAAAUUCCCAGUAACCCCUAGAUGCGUCGAGACGGUGCGUCUUUCACGAGUACGGCGGCAAGUUUUGCAAUCACCGUCCCAUGUUGCGUCUUUCGAACUGGUUUUCUUUUCUGUAUGUCUCGUUUCCGGCGCAUUGGAGGGGGUAAAUAUAUUAUGAAUUGCCUACUACUUUGAUGGACUGGUAGAAAAUUGUGCAUAAGAAAAUAGGUACUUCACAAACAUUUUCAGUCGUCAAGUUUUUUCCUCGUGAGAAGGAAGUACAUACCCAGUGUUUAUAGUUGUAAAUUUUAAAGUUUGCGAAGAAACCGUCCUGUUUUAGGAGUGUUGUGAAUUGGUGAUAUAGUGGAAUUAGAUUUCUGUGAACUUCUUGUGCUUCAUUUGUCAGCCGCCUCGUUGAAGAUUUGAGCUUCAAAUAUUCAAAAAAUAUCCUUGAAAUGUUUGGAAUGAAGACCAUAAAAGCUUUGUCCAAGUUCUCCAAUACUGUGGAAAAGAUGAGAUCACACGUCAGCCCGGAUGGAUCAUACAUCAAUGAAGGAAUGAAUUGCUCGUCGCUGGACAUAACAAUGCCAAACGGAGAACCUCAUGGAGGUCUUACCGGGUCCAAUGAAUUCAUCUUAUCAUCAAGUGGACAGAAAAUUUCCGCCGACAGUCGCAUGCAAGACGUCAAUCAAUGGUGCCAACGCAAAGCUAAAAGUGCUUGUUCUAGGAAAAUGUUACUCAAACGAUUGCCAAUUUUAAGGUGGCUUCCAAGCUACAACGGCACAGAUGCUGUAGGAGAUUUAGUGGCGGGAAUAACCGUCGGCCUCACUGUGAUUCCUCAAGCGCUCGCCUAUUCUGGUAUUGCCGGGCUUCCCGCUGCGUAUGGUCUUUAUGGUUCCUUCGUAGGAUGUAUCGUGUACAUUUUCCUCGGUAGUUGCAAAGAUGUCCCAAUGGGGCCAUCUGCCAUAUCUGCGUUACUGACCUAUCAAACGGCACGUGGUAACGUCCACAAAGCAGUCCUGUUAUCUUUCCUAGCUGGAGUCAUUGAAUUGGUGAUGGGCAUCUUCGGAUUAGGAUUUCUUGUGGAUUUCGUAUCUGGGCCCGUUUCUUCGGGCUUCACAUCUGCAGUUUCACUGAUCAUUGUAACGUCCCAAAUCAAAGACGUACUCGGAAUAACUGCGAAAGGAACUACAUUUUUGGAGAUCUGGCAAUCCAUCUUCAAAGAUAUCCACAACAUUCGAGCGUGGGAUACCGUGCUUGGCUUAACUUGCAUUGCGGUGCUCUUGAUCAUGAGAAUUGUAGCAGGACUGAAGGUGGGACCGCACGAAGACGAUCUCAAAUCAAAGAAACAUCGAAUCAUCAAUAAGUUUAUGUGGUUGAUUGGAACUUCGCGCAAUGCCAUUCUAGUCGUAGUCUGCGGUGCCAUAGGAUAUGUAUUUCAAUCGUCAGCUUCGGCACCAUUCAAACUGAUUGGCGAUAUUCCUCCCGGUUUGCCAUCGUUUCAAGUUCCUUCAUUUACUCUUAACGCCAACCAAACAGCCAGUGGUCGGGAGGAAAGCUUCGCGGAGAUGGUCUCUAGUUUGGGUUCGGGAUUGAUUGUAGUGCCAUUGAUCUCUCUUAUGGAAAACAUUGCCAUUUGUAAAGCUUUCUCUAAUGGCAAACCCGUCGAUGCUACCCAGGAGCUAAUCGCUAUUGGAGUUGCCAACGUUGCCAAUUCCUUUGCCCAAGGUUUCCCAGGAACUGGAGCUCUCAGCCGUGGGGCGGUGUUCAACGCUUCGGGGGUCCGUACGCCCCUCGCGAACAUCUAUACUGGUGCGCUUGUAAUACUUUCGCUCAUGUUCUUCACGCCAUAUUUCUCGUUCAUCCCGAAAGCCACACUUGCUGCUAUUAUAAUUGCCGCGGUCGUCUUCAUGGUGGAAGUAAAAGUCGUGAAACCCAUGUGGCGAACUAAGAAAAGUGAUUUGAUUCCCGGGCUAGGAACGUUUAUUGCCUGUUUGGCUCUACCGUUAGAAAUCGGUAUUCUACUUGGAGUGGGGUUGAACGUCAUCUUCAUUCUAUAUCAUGCUGCUAGACCUAAGAUCAAUGUCGAACGGUUAACGAGCCCUGCCGGUACAGAAUACCUAAUCAUCACCCCCGACCGUUGUCUUAUUUUUCCUUCGGUGGAUUAUGUGAGGAAUCUGGUGACGAAGCAUUCCAUUCGUCAGUCGCUUCCAGUUGUGAUAGACUGCUCACACGUGUACGGUGCAGACUAUACCGCCGCAACGGUGAUCGAAAGUAUUACUCAAGACUUUGCUAAACGUGAUCAACCAUUGUUCUUCUACAAUUUGAAACCCAGCGUUUGUGCAGUAUUCGAAGGAUUGUCUCCCGUGGACUUUAUCGUGUACUAUCGAGAAGAGGAUCUAGAUGAGCUGAUGAAAGAAAAAGCUUACAAACCAAAGCAGGUUUUGAGUGCUUAGACUUCAUAUGAUUCUAUUUUCAUCAAUUCAGGUUAAAAAUCAGUAUUACUUAUUAAAGAAAGUACACUAUUGUUACAUAGUAACACAAACAUAAUACUACAACUAUUCAGAACGAUUCCACUGUAUAUGCACAUAUUUGAACGAUGAUUUAAUAUUUAUUUAACCAAAUUAUUAGAUAGUAGGACUUGAAUCUUUCCAGUCUCUUUUUUACAGAUAUAAAAUAUUAGAAGUUUAUAACAUCUAUAGUAUUAUGUUUGUUUUUGUAGUAACAACUUGCGACAUCAGUUCUUAAAAUAUUUGUGCGAACACAAAUGAUGAGAAUGAAAAAAGUGUAGAGAAUAGACUUUUUGUUGUAAAUAUUAAUACGCGAAUGGUGAAUCAAACCAAUGGUUGUGUAUUUGAUACGUACCUUAAAUACCGAAUCACUGAGAAUAUUCUUAUGGUACAUAUUGUGCACAAUUCUUUUGAAUGUUUGAUAACCAGUGAUAAGUGCCCUUGAUCAUCCAUAAGGCAAAAAAGGUACAGCAGCUUACUAUUUUUACAGUAGUGAACCAAAGUUACCUGCUAGAAUAAUCAAUCACUGCUAAUUUAUACAAUCCUCAAAAUUCAAGUCUUAAAAUUGACAUAAUGUAAAUUUUUCGCCAGGCCAUAACAUAGUAUUGUACAAUCAUCUAAUUAUACAUAUGAAAUGAAAGGCUUUGCAUACGCAGCGGAGGUUACGCAUUGAUAUUGUUUUAGUUUUAUUUUCUUCAAACCUAGAUACACAUGAUACUUUCAAACAUUUUCACCUUAAAAUGACAUGUGGAUCACCGGCAGACAAACAGGCGUAACAGCUAGAAAAAGAAUCGAUUGAAUAUUUACGAAGUCGCAUCAGCAUGAUCGUCAAGUAUGUCCAACUAAAAAAUAUUUACAUUGAUGAGAAUAAUUUGUGCCUCAUGAUUGUUCGUCCGUGUUGAAGUGUUAUAUUGUGCUCUGCAAGAUUAAUCAACGUGAUGCGAAUAUAUGAAAAUGUCGAUAUACUGUCGCA
This is a messenger RNA of Aedes aegypti (yellow fever mosquito), 3602 nucleotides long. RefSeq names its product sodium-independent sulfate anion transporter. The record is from RefSeq and is a predicted model, not a curated record. Lineage: Eukaryota; Metazoa; Arthropoda; Insecta; Diptera; Culicidae. Gene Ontology annotation, molecular function: sulfate transmembrane transporter activity. The coding region runs from base 575 to 2575 and encodes 666 amino acids. The transcript has 9 exons. Gene Ontology annotation, cellular component: membrane. Gene Ontology annotation, biological process: transmembrane transport.